AAUAUUAGGCAAAAUAUUAUCUCUGUGCGACAAUUUGUGCAAAAUUGUCAGCACAUUUUCAGAAUCACUCAGUUGAUUUCGAACUAAUGGCGAAAGUUAGUCUCCUAGUUUUGCUUGCUCUCCUGAGCCUUGUGACUCUGUCACAAUCUCGAGUGAUAUACAAAAAGUAUCGUAGAAUAGUGCCCCCAAAGAGGAAAAAUGUGAAACAAGUUGAGGAAAUUUACGAAAUUUUCCAUACCCAUCGUCGGCCUCCGAUGUACGGUCAUACCGAGGAAGAGAUCAACAAUUUCCUAGCUAAAGACAACGAUCCGAGGGACUACAAGCCUGGUAAGAGACCACAACCAGUUCCAACAACAGCGAUUCCUGUGACUACCACCAAGGAACCAGAAACGCCCCUCACAACCCAGAAAGCCGUUCACCCAGAUGUUGAAGUCAGUAUACCGAAUUGGGGGGGUGCGGGGGGCUUUAAUGGGGGGUCUAACUGGUGGGAUGCUACGACAACAACUCGAAGACCAUGGUGGGAUACAGAUCCUGAAACUACAACACAGGGAAUUACGUUUACUACGACAACAACUCAAAGACCAUGGUGGGAUACGGAUCCUGAUACCACAACUCAGGGAAUUACAUUUGCUACGGAGGAACUGGAGACAACAGAGGAAGCAACAACCACCGAAGCUCCUACUACCACAACCGAAUCUGAAUAUGACGAACAGGAAGUUGAUGAAGACCCAGAAUAUGAAUUCAACAGCAGAGGCGACGAUGAAGAAUAUGAAGAUGAAGACGAGGAGGAAGAGAAGGAAGACGAUAAUGAAGAAGAUGACAACAAUGACUACGAUGAAGAUUACGAAGGUGACCAACCUACUACAACAGAAUUCAGUUGGUGGGGUUAGGAAUUAAAUCCAUAUAAUUUUCUGCUUUAAAUGUAUAAAAUUAGGACUAAGAGCAAGGCAGUUUAUUUUUAGACAACUCAUAGAGCGUUUUAUGUACCAGAUAACACCAUUCGGUUGAUUUAAGAUCUCUUGGGGAUUUACAAAUACUAAGAGAGUUAUUUUAAUGUUCUUUGUAGUCAUUAAGAUUUUUGUGGAAAUACAUUGCUCACUGAUAUAAUG
Messenger RNA from Phlebotomus papatasi, 1109 nucleotides. RefSeq lists its product as uncharacterized. The record is from RefSeq and is a predicted model, not a curated record. The coding region runs from base 87 to 890 and encodes 267 amino acids. NCBI's taxonomy places the organism in Eukaryota, Metazoa, Arthropoda, Insecta, Diptera, Psychodidae. The transcript has 2 exons.